Messenger RNA from Bicyclus anynana (squinting bush brown), 1450 nucleotides. Its product is annotated as SAP30-binding protein-like. Gene Ontology annotation, biological process: regulation of DNA-templated transcription. Lineage: Eukaryota; Metazoa; Arthropoda; Insecta; Lepidoptera; Nymphalidae. Gene Ontology annotation, cellular component: nucleus. The transcript has a single exon. The record is from RefSeq and is a predicted model, not a curated record. The coding region runs from base 272 to 1132 and encodes 286 amino acids.
CAUAUCCUCUAUUAUCUAUGUAUCUAAGGGGUUUACCUUAGAUACAUAUAUAGGUGUCAAAGGGGUUUACUCCUGAGUAAAUAUGUUCCUUGGUGAAAACCAUAGAUUUACGAUUCGGUACAAGUACCCCAGUGAAAUUGUGAUUAUUGAUUUAUCGAUUACUUUACGAGGCGAGGGCGAGGCAUAAGAUUAGACUUUCAUUUCGAAAGUGCGGCUAUGUCUUUUAAAAUUUAAUAAUUUUGUUACGAGGUUAAGCGAUCGAUUCACAACCAUGACCUCCCAAGCCCUAGCUUCCCUCACGGCAACGUACACGGACUCUGAGGGCGAGGAAGAUAUGGAGGAUGGACAACAGACGCCAGACAAAGAAGAGCUCAUGGUUACACAAUCUGUGCCAGUCAGUCCGCAAACCGCGGGGGAAAACAAACAACUUUCGUUAGCACCUGUGUCCCCUAAACGCAGACUAGUUUCAUACGUAGACGACACGAUUGUCUCGGACGAGGAAACUUCGUCGCCCACCGCUGACGACAUGAGAAGACUGUCCAUGGAGACAGACACGGACGAAACGAUUCCGCGGUCAGUGGAGCCCGACGACUCGGAAGAUGGAGUCAUGAUACCGCCCGAGCCGCCGGGCAAGUGCCCCAAGGAGCUGCAAGAUACCAUAGCCAAGUACUACAACCGCAUGGUUACAGAGGGCUUAGACAUGAAUAAAAUCAUCCAGGAAAAGAAAAACUUCCGGAACCCCAGUAUUUAUGAGAAACUAAUCCAAUUCUGUGACAUAAAUGAGUUGGGUACUAACUAUCCACCUGAGAUAUAUGACCCAUUGAGAUGGGGAAAAGAAUCUUAUUAUGAUGAGCUGGCGAAAGUUCAGAAAGCUGAAAUGGAGAAACUAGAAAAAGAAAAGAAGGAUAAAUUGUCAAAGAUUGAUUUCAUCAGUGGAAUUGCUAAGAAAUCAGAUAGUGACGAUGAUAGGAAACGGAAGUCUAAGUGGGAUCAAGCAGGACCCCAUGUGGCAUUCAAGCCCAGUAUCAAACGACCUGGUUUGCUGCAACAACCUUUGACCAGCACUGCCACAGGCACCAAGGGAACGGUCAUAUCUGCUUUUGGGUCAAUAACAAAGAGAUCUAAAAUAUGACAAAAAAAUAAACUACUGGCAAAGUUAUUAUGGGGACAUGAAUAGAGUCAGACAGAACUUUGCAGAAAUUUGUUAAUAACAAACAUUAAUCAUAAUUUAUGUGGCUGGUGGCUUCAGUAUUGUAUUGCAUUUUUUGUUGUGUGUGUUGCUGUUUAAUCCAUCGUCUUGGGGAGAGAGAAAGAGAGAAAGCGUGAGAAGGAAUGAGAUGGCAAAUGGUCGUUCGGAAACAAAUAUAACUUUAGACAAAAUUUAGUUUAGAAUUUUAUAAAAUAUUAAAUACUAUAUAUUAUAUUUAAAGUAAUAAAAAAUUAAUUGUCA